Phytophthora nicotianae INRA-310 is the source of this 534-nucleotide messenger RNA. RefSeq lists its product as hypothetical. The transcript has 4 exons. Lineage: Eukaryota; Oomycota; Peronosporomycetes; Peronosporales; Peronosporaceae. The record is from RefSeq and is a predicted model, not a curated record. The coding region runs from base 1 to 534 and encodes 177 amino acids.
AUGCUGCUGCAGAACGAACAUCUGCUAAAAGUUAGCCACCUGGGUCCGAAUAUUAGCGCACGUACGUAUACUAUAGCAAUACACAGAUACAUCACGCCAGCUGUUCUGGACGGACGGCCUGUACACAUACAAUCAUGUCGCUCGAUUUCUAAGGUAGUGAACAACGCGGUGUCGCUCAUCGCGGAGAAACACAACAAGACUGUGGCGCACGCUGCCUACCGCAACGAGGACAAGAACACGGUCGUGGACGCUGCUAACAUCCGCGAGGGCAGCACGCUUGCCUUUGAGAACCCACUGGACGUGAACUGGUCCAUGUUUGAGCAGGAUGGCAACUGCCACGACUGCCCCGUCAAUCGGCUGACUGACCACGAGUAUCGUAGAACAAUUGGCAUCGCGAAGAAGCAAGAGGCUAUCAAGUGGAUCGGCGAGCAGGGAGGUGAUGUCGCUAGCCGCGCGGCGCCACACUUUCGCAAGGUGGGGUGGGACGUCGAUGCCUCUACUUUUCGCAAGUGGCGGCGCAAUAAGGAGGAAUAG